Molecule: messenger RNA, 1986 nt
Organism: Impatiens glandulifera
Lineage: Eukaryota; Viridiplantae; Streptophyta; Magnoliopsida; Ericales; Balsaminaceae
Product: bifunctional dihydrofolate reductase-thymidylate synthase-like
Exons: 11
Coding region: 253-1788 (511 amino acids)
Biological process (GO): one-carbon metabolic process; dTMP biosynthetic process; tetrahydrofolate biosynthetic process
Cellular component (GO): mitochondrion; cytosol
Molecular function (GO): dihydrofolate reductase activity; thymidylate synthase activity
Source: RefSeq, a predicted model, not a curated record
AAUAUUCUCCCCCAUUUUCCAAUUCUAACCCUUUCUAUCCUUAUGAGCAAAAUGGACUAGUUUAAAUCCACUCCUUUCGUCUUCUUCUUCUUCAUCUUUACUUCAGCAGGGAACGUCUGUUAACUGAUCAACCACAGCCAGAUCUUCUGAUUUAUAACUUCACAAAUCGCUAUUUUAACACACUAUAUCUUCCCUCAGAAGCUGCUUCAAGAUUUUACUAUUCGCGCUGCUUCCGAUCGGCUUUGUUCAGUUAUGGCUGGUGAGAACACCAUAUCUAAUGGCAAACUCAAUGCAAAUGUUGAGCCAAGAAGACCUUAUCAAGUGGUAGUAGCUGCAACAAAGGAUUUAGGUAUUGGUAAAGAUGGGAAGUUACCCUGGGAUUUACCAUCUGACCUAAAGUUUUUCAGGAAAGUUACAUAUGCUACAUCAGAUCCUACUAAAAAGAAUGCUGUCAUAAUGGGUAGAAAAACUUGGGAAAGUAUUCCAUUGGCUCACAGGCCUCUUCCUGGCCGCCUAAAUGUUAUUCUGACCCGUUCUGGUAGCUUUGAUAUUGCUACUGCUGAGAAUGUUGUGAUGUGUUCGAGCAUGGUGUCUGCUUUGGACUUACUAGCAUCACCGCCUUAUUCUGUAUCCAUAGAUAAAGUUUUUGUUAUCGGAGGUGGAGAGAUUUUAAGGGAAGCGCUUAACGCUCCUGGAUGUGAAGCUAUCCACAUUACAGAAAUUGAGACAGACAUAGAAUGCGACAUAUUCAUUCCUCCUAUAGACUUUUCGAUCUUUCAUCCUUGGUACUCGUCAUUUCCAUUGAUUGAAAACAAUAUACGCUACUCUUUUAAUACCUAUGUUAGGGUGAGAAAUUCAGUUGUUUCAGAUGCCUCUAAGUUUGAGGUAACAAAGUUCACUUUUCUUCCCAAGAUGGUUUUUGAGAAACAUGAGGAGUAUAUGUAUUUAAAACUGGUUGAAGAUAUAAUUGAAAACGGAAAUACAAAGGAUGAUAGGACAGGGACAGGUACUUUGUCCAAAUUCGGAUGCCAGAUGCGAUUCAAUCUGCGCAAGAAUUUCCCUCUUCUUACAACAAAGAAAGUAUUUUGGCGUGGCGUUGUGGAAGAACUUCUAUGGUUCAUUAGUGGAUCGACAAAUGCUAAGGUGCUGCAAGAAAAGGGCAUCCGUAUAUGGGAUGGAAAUGCAUCUAGAGACUAUCUUGAUAGCAUUGGUUUGAAAGAAAGGGAAGAAGGGGACCUUGGACCUGUUUAUGGGUUUCAAUGGAGACACUUUGGUGCUAGAUACACUGACAUGCAUGCGGACUACACUGGCCAAGGAUUUGACCAACUCUUAGAUGUUAUUGACAAGAUCAAAAGAAACCCAGAUGAUCGUCGGAUCAUUCUUUCAGCUUGGAAUCCCUCUGAUAUCAAUAUCAUGGCUCUUCCACCUUGCCACAUGUUUGCUCAGUUCUAUGUAGCCAAUGGGGAGUUAUCAUGUCAAAUGUAUCAGCGGUCUGCUGACAUGGGUCUUGGUGUGCCUUUUAAUAUCGCCUCUUAUUCCCUCCUGACUUGCAUGAUUGCUCAUGUUUGUGAUCUUGUCCCAGGCGAUUUUGUUCAUGUUAUCGGGGAUGCUCAUGUUUAUCGUACUCACAUUAGACCUUUGCAAGAGCAACUUCAGAAACUACCUAAAGCUUUUCCAAUUCUGGAGAUUAACCGCAAAAAGAAGGGCAUAGAUUCCUUUGUGGCUGAGGAUUUCAAACUCAUAGGAUAUGAGCCUCACCAGAAAAUAGAAAUGAAAAUGGCAGUGUAGAUCAUGUGGGUUUCUUCUUUAGCAGUAUGUUGUUUAAUUUCUUUUAAACUAAAUAGGAAAUGAGAAUCCUUUAGUUCCGGCAGGGGGAAUGUUUAAUGGAUCUAAGGUGAUUUAAGUUUUGAGGUUUUUUGAAACUGUCUUAAUGUACUGUGUUAUGUGUUGUUUGAGUUGCUUAUAUAUACAUCUCUCAUUAGUGUU